Messenger RNA from Microthlaspi erraticum, 282 nucleotides. NCBI's taxonomy places the organism in Eukaryota, Viridiplantae, Streptophyta, Magnoliopsida, Brassicales, Brassicaceae. The record is from the annotation of a GenBank genome assembly.
AUGAUUCGAGGAUGGCAACAUGAAGCGGACGAGAAGCAUAGAAAUAAUUACAUGGAACGAGGUUUAUUCAUACAAGAUAAAGUUCAAGAUUAUGUCGAGCUCUGGGGCAAGUGGAAGAAUCAUACGGGAUACCCAUUCGGUGACUUGCGGAACAAGCUUGUAGGUGACUUGUGGCCAGUGCAGUACAGUAAAUUCGGCCGUAAUUAUUGUCGUCGAGAUGAGGGUAAAAAUCUCUUGACGUAUCUUAUAUAUGGCCUUAGUUCAGAAGCUGACAUGCUUUAA